AUGGAGGGAUCAACGGCCGGUGACCGCAAGCGGCGCCGCGAGGAUUUCGAGGAGGCUGGGUCGCCGGAAAUUUCGUCUCCAGAAGCUAAGCGCCUUCUGGUCGACAUACUCGAUGAUGACGCCGAGGCGGGAGAGCGGGAUCUCGCCUCCAUAAUGAAGACCCUCGAGGAGGAGAUCGCCCUCCCCUGUUCGCCGCUGCCGCUGGCUUCUGCGGAUCGCGCAGAGCUGGAGUUCCUGUUCGAGGCUUCCGACGACGAGCUAGGCCUGCCGCCGCCAUCGGAGGUGCUGGGUGAGGCGGAGGUCGCCGGAGAUGGAAGGUUUCAGGGGUCAGAGUUGCUGCAUAUUUGGGGGAUCGACGACGACGGACUUGGAGGGUACGAGGGUUUCGAGUGCGCGGUGCCGCCUGAGGAGAAGGCGGUGGAAGGGGCUGUAUUCGACGAGGGACUCUUUGAGUAUUUUGACGUAGCUUUUUGCGGGUCUUCUGAUUUAACGGAUCUCUCGUGGAGAUCUGAGACGUUGCCUGCCGUCUGA
Molecule: messenger RNA, 531 nt
Organism: Zingiber officinale
Lineage: Eukaryota; Viridiplantae; Streptophyta; Magnoliopsida; Zingiberales; Zingiberaceae
Exons: 1
Coding region: 1-531 (176 amino acids)
Source: RefSeq, a predicted model, not a curated record